AUGCCGCCCACUUCCUCUGCCGCGUCUACCGCCGCCUGCGCCGCCGCUGCAGGCGCAGGCGCAGCAGCCAAGGCCGCGCCCCUCUCGCGCGCCGUCUUUGCGCCGCGCCGCUGGCACGAGCGCGGCGCCGCCAACCACGGCUGGCUGAAGACGUUCCAUACAUUCAGCUUCGCCUCCUACCAUGAUCCGCGCUUCGAGGACUUCGGGCCCUUGCGCGUGCUGAAUGAAGAUCGUGUCGCGCCUCGUACUGGCUUUCCAACGCAUCCUCACAGCAAUGCCGAGAUCUUCUCCUACGUCCUCUCCGGCGAACUGACGCACAAAGACUCGCUGGGCAACGUCGAGGUGCUGAAGCGAGGCGAGGUGCAGUUCACCAGUGCCGGCUCGGGCAUUCGGCAUAGCGAGUACAACGACCACCCGAGCGAGGCGGUGCAUUUCCUGCAGAUCUGGUACACUCCCGACCAGCGCAACCUGCCUCCCAAGUACUACACGCACCCUCAAAUCUCCGAUGCGGCAAAGCGCGACGUUCUCCUGACCCUCAUCCGUCCCGCCUCGACAUUCACUGCGCAGGAGCUCUCCCUCACCGGCCUGCUGCCUGCCGGCCGUGCCAUUCCCGCGCACGCCGCCCUCGUCACGCGUGCCUCGCUGUUGUCGCCGCGUGCAAAGGUGACGCAUCAAGUGGGCGGCGAGACGGGAGAGAAGGAGGGUGAGCGAUGGGUGUAUGUGCAUCUGGCCAUGUCGAGCGGAUGGAAAGACCCGGACGUGUAUCGCGCUGCACUGCGCAAGGCGGUGCAGGGCAACCAGUCGCACAAGGAUCGCCUGGCGCACGCCGCCAACUUUCUGGAGCACGUCUACGGCGAGGCGCCCGACUGGAGCACCACGGCCAAGUCGCAAGACGGCAGCGAGCACGCCGCGCGCAAGAUGGAGAAGCAGCAAGCAAGACCACAGGUCACAUUGACGUUUGCACAGAGCAUCGAUGGCUUCAUUGCCGGACCGGGCAAGAAGCAGGUGGCGCUGUCUGCGCCCGAGAGUUUUGUCAUGACGCAUGCGAUGCGCACAAUGCACGAUGGCAUCCUCGUUGGUGUUGGCACGCUCAAGAGUGACGAUCCGCAGCUCAACGCUCGUCUGCUCAAUCCGCUCCCCUCUGGCGAAGCUCCCUCUCUCGCCUCGCUGCCGCGUCCCAUCGUGCUCGACACUUCGCUCCUCACGCCGCUCGAGGCCAAGAUUCUCGCCAACCACGCGGCGGGCACGGGCGCGCGGCCCCUGCUCGUCACCAGUGUCGGCGGCGCGCACGCCGCGCGCGCAGGGUGGGCAGAGCGACGUGCGGCGCUCACAGAGGCGGGCGCCGAGAUUCUCGAGGUGCCUUCUUCCGCCACCGACGCUGCGCAGCUGGACUGGAAGGCUGUCCUUGCCGCUCUCGACGGCGCCGGCAUCAAGAGGCUCAUGGUCGAGGGCGGCGCCAGCGUCAUCUCGUCUCUCCUCUGCGCACAUUCUGCGUCGUCCGACGAGCCGCUCAUCGACACGCUCAUCGUGACGAUUUCCCGACAGGCCCUCGGCGCUGGCGAAUCGUACGUCGCUCCGACGUGGCUUGCGCGCACGCUGCUGCCGGGCAGCGUCAAGACGUCGAGGCGCGGCAAGGCGCGCGCCCUGCUGAGCAAGACGCCGAGUGCCGAGCCGUUCGGCAUGGACUUUGUCCUCGCCUGGGGCGGCGGCGCGCCGCCGAGUGCAGCGCAGGCGACGGUCAGAGUGGGCGAGACGGUGCUCGAGGAGGGCGACGGCGUGUUUGUCAGGCAGGCAAGGGUGGGCGAGACGCUCGAGAUUGAGAACCUGUCGGCGAGAGAUGCGGAAAUGUGA
This is a messenger RNA of Tilletiopsis washingtonensis, 1851 nucleotides long. Its product is annotated as Pirin-domain-containing protein. The record is from RefSeq and is a predicted model, not a curated record. The transcript is spliced from 6 exons. Lineage: Eukaryota; Fungi; Basidiomycota; Exobasidiomycetes; Entylomatales. Bases 1 to 1851 code for a protein of 616 amino acids. Gene Ontology annotation, biological process: riboflavin biosynthetic process. Gene Ontology annotation, molecular function: 5-amino-6-(5-phosphoribosylamino)uracil reductase activity.